AUGUUGGCUUUAUUUUCUGCUUCAACAAUUUUGCUUCAAAUUUUUCAAUUUAUUGCUCCAAUGCCGCGAUCAAAAGGUGGACUUGUAGAAGCAAUAAGUAGAAAUGCUUUAUUACAUUUUCUGAUUGCAAAUUUAUUAACUGGAUUUGUAAAUAUGUUUAGCGACAAUAUUUUAGAACUUAAAGGAAUAGUAACUCAAAGUUUAAUUCUAAUCAUAUAUUCAUUAAAUACCUCAUUUUUAAUUUAUUUAAUUCCAAUAAGAAGAACCUCAAAAUAA
Messenger RNA from Meloidogyne enterolobii, 276 nucleotides. The record is from the annotation of a GenBank genome assembly. Lineage: Eukaryota; Metazoa; Nematoda; Chromadorea; Rhabditida; Meloidogynidae.